This is a messenger RNA of Poecile atricapillus (Black-capped chickadee), 1235 nucleotides long. Its product is annotated as butyrophilin subfamily 2 member A1-like. NCBI's taxonomy places the organism in Eukaryota, Metazoa, Chordata, Aves, Passeriformes, Paridae. The record is from RefSeq and is a predicted model, not a curated record. The transcript has 11 exons. Gene Ontology annotation, molecular function: protein binding. Bases 10 to 1116 code for a protein of 368 amino acids.
GGAUCGGGAAUGGGAUCAGGAAUUCCGAUCCCGCUGCUGCUCCCGGUUCUCUCCGCGCUCCAUUCCCACGGAUUCCGUCCCGUGUCAGGGAAUCUCCACGAGCCUUUGCUGAUCCUGGAGGGCCGGGAUGGAGCCGGGAUCCGCCUGCGCUGCCUCUCGGAGCGGAACAUUCCCAACAUUCGCCUGCUCUGGAGCGACGGCAACGGCCGCAACCUGUCGGGAAUUCCGGAGCCUCGGGAUUCCGGGAAAGGCGGCAGCUCCGUGCUGCUCCGGCCGGGAUCCGGGAACGCCGCGGCCUGUCGGAUUCUGGAGCCCCGGAGCCGCUCCGACACCGAAUCCAUCGUGGUCAUCGCCGAGGAUUUUUUCCCGGCCGCGUCCCCCUGGAUCCCGGCCCUGGCGCUGCUCCUCACCCUGGGGCUGUUCCUGCUGCUGGCGGCCGCGCUCCGACUGCGCUGGAACAGCCGGAUCCUGGCUCAGGAGCGAAAAAACCAGCGGGAGAUCCUGGAGGAGAUCGAGGAGCUCAAGAUGGAGCUGGAGGAGGAGAUUGCAAAAUUCCAGAGGGAGCAGCAGGAGAUGGAGGAGAAACUCGAGCGGAUCCAGGGCCCGCUGGUCUUCAGACGGGCCCAGAGCCACGCGGCCUCGGUGACUCCGGCCGAGCUCCGGGGGAAUCCCGGGAUGGCGCGGGAGGGAAAUGAACGGAGCGUUCCCGGCUCCGAGGCCGCGGCCGUGGCGCGGGAAGGAUUUUCCCAAGGGAAGCACUACUGGGAAGUGGAGCUGGGCUCCGGCUCCGGAUGGGAGCUGGGAGUGCUGGCGGAGGAAAUCCGGGAUUCACUCCGGGAUGAUUCCGUUCCCUCGGUGCCGGAGGAGAAGGUGGCGGGGCUGGAAUAUUCCCAGGGGGAAUUCCGGCUCCCCGGCGGGAAGCUGGAGCGGAAUUCCGGGCGCUGCCGCGUGCUUGGGCUGUUCCUGGACCAGGAAAUGGGAGUUCUCUCCUUCUUCGACGUCGAGGAAAAGCAGCUCCUGGGAUCCCUGCCCUUGAGGAUUUCUGGGAAUCUCUUCCCGUUCUUCAGGCCGGGAUGGGACGGGAACGUUCUGGGAAUUCGCCCGGUGGGGGUUUGAAAUGGACGGGAGCGACAUCGGGAAUUGUCAGCGUUAAAAAUUAAAUUUCCUGUUAAAUAUUCAAAUUGUGCCAUUGUAAUAUUCCAGUUGUUUCCUGACACUGAUCCUGACCCCAACCC